AUGAUAAAAUCGAGAUUUUUUUUUUCAUACUAAACUAAAGGUAUCUUUAGAAGAAAAAAUUAAAACAUUAGAAGGGAGGAUUUCGUUGUCAAGGUGGCAGACGAAGAUGUUCAUUCAAAAAGAUUGGCUUCAGCAUUAAACAUUGAUGAAAAUCAAAGUGAAUCAAGUCAUUCCUCAGCAUAAUCCAAUUUCUUCUUCAGAGAAUCCAACUUACAAAAAUUAGAUCUAUCCGAUUUAUAUCGUAUCGAUUUUGACAAUAACGAUAAAAUUUCUAUUGUCCCCACGUUGAUUGAGCCUUUAGAAAAUAUUGUUAAAAACCCAGGAAUUUAUCCCAUCUCUGAAUUCAAAAAUCACCACAAUUAUAAUUACUUAAAACAAAUAUAGAGAAAUGGCCAAAUGAAUAAGUUCGAUGUUUAUGUUCCCCCCUCAAAAGAUAUAACACUUUAAUAAUUUGCCAAAGCCUUAAACCUUAGAUAUUGUGUUUCAACAAGUACUUUUUCCAAUGUCCUCAGCUAGAUCUUCUACUUACUUAGUGGCUUCCAUGGUCCUGAUUUCAGCAGUAUUUUCGAAUAGUUCCCUGAUGAACCAAGAAAGUUUAUGAUCUCCCAAAGAAAACCAACUUCUGCAUUAUUACAUAAAGUUGAUGAAAACAUGUAUGCCUUGGAUGGUGAUCCAGGUAUCUUUGAAGAAGAACUCAUAGAACUCUUAAUGUCUGGUAAAAUUGUGGAAAGACAAUUAACUCAAGAUUAAGAGGAAUUCGAAAAUAGAUAUAUUAAAUUGGAUCCCAGUAUGCCACUUGUAGAAGACUUCCAUAGAUUUAUGGAGUUGAAUAAUGAGAUGUGUUUGAGAUCCUAAAUUGAUUGCAGGAAUCGAUCUGAAAAUCCUAUUGUUUUUGAAAUCAAGGCCAGAGGAGCAUGUCCUAUAAGAUACGAUUAUCCUAAUUACAGAGAUUACUUGGAUUAUGAAAUCAAUUAAUAUAAAGGAUUGUUUUAAUCCUUCGAAAGGGAAUAUUAUGAUUUGAUAAGAGGAGCAUUCUUAAAAUGGGCAAUCCAAUUAAAAAUAGGUAGAAUGGAUGGAGCCUUUGUAGCAUAUCAUAACCUAUUAGAAAUACAAGGAUUUGAAUAUAUAAAAUCCUCAGAAAUAUACAAAAGAGUAUUUGGAACUGAAGAGUUCAGUGAUUUAAGUUUAUUAGUUGGAUCAAGAAUUGCUACUAAACUGUUUGAUGAGAUCAUCGCAGACAUCAACGAAGACUUUGAAACUCUAAAAAUAGGACUCUAUUCCCAAAGCUUCACAAAAAAAUUAAUUUUGUUUGUAGAAAUUAUUAAAGAUAAAUCAGAUUUCUAAAAAGUAUUUAAGUAAGAAAAUUUGAAAGACGAAUAUGACUAUUAUACUAAGCAUCCUUUAAAAAACAAAGUACUAAAAUAUGAAUUCUUACUUAAACCAGAAAUUAAUGGAGUUGAAUAUUGUUAUCCAACUAUUUUUAGAAAAAAUGAUUUGAUUUCCAUUAAAUACAAAUUAAGAAGUUUGGGAUAAGCUGAUUUCGGAGACUAUAUGAACUUUCUUCACGAUUGUUAUAAACAUGAAGAAAUUAAUAUAGAAAUCAAUUAUUCUGGAGCUUGGCAGAAAUCGAUGUGA
This is a messenger RNA of Paramecium tetraurelia, 1635 nucleotides long. RefSeq lists its product as uncharacterized. Gene Ontology annotation, biological process: mitochondrial RNA 5'-end processing. The record is from RefSeq and is a predicted model, not a curated record. Lineage: Eukaryota; Ciliophora; Oligohymenophorea; Peniculida; Parameciidae. Gene Ontology annotation, cellular component: mitochondrial envelope; mitochondrion. The transcript has 2 exons.